This is a messenger RNA of Clupea harengus (Atlantic herring), 3758 nucleotides long. RefSeq names its product ATP-binding cassette sub-family C member 4 (gene abcc4). Gene Ontology annotation, molecular function: chloride channel activity; ATP binding; ABC-type transporter activity. The transcript has 24 exons. The record is from RefSeq and is a predicted model, not a curated record. Gene Ontology annotation, cellular component: plasma membrane. Gene Ontology annotation, biological process: transmembrane transport; monoatomic ion transport. NCBI's taxonomy places the organism in Eukaryota, Metazoa, Chordata, Actinopteri, Clupeiformes, Clupeidae. Bases 197 to 3523 code for a protein of 1108 amino acids.
GCAGUCGUGGGUUCAAAGUGAUCACAACCACUUGAGGGUGAUUUUAAAUGGCUUCACAUAGACAUUAAACAAUCCUUACAGAAAUAAUGGACAUGGAUCAAGGGCUUACUCUGAUAUCAAUGUAACAUUAGUGAAUGAGGGGGGAGAAGUGAAGCAAUACACAAGUUUGUUUUAUAAAAUUGCAUAAAAUACUGUAAUGCAGUUAUAUGGUGCGUUUAAUAGUUGUGAAAAUACGGUAUUUCGUGAGAAAUCCUGCAUCACCGGUCAACCAACCAAUGUUUCUGUCCCUCAUCUACCUCUCUGUCUCUCUCUUCUCAGGAGUAAAACAGCAACACUAACUGACCACAGGAUCCGUCUAAUGAAUGAAGUCGUUUCUGGGAUCCGAAUCAUUAAGAUGUAUGCCUGGGAAAAGCCUUUCUCAGCUCUUGUCGACGAAGUCAGAAGGAAAGAAAUCUCCAAGAUAAUGUCCAGCUCUUAUCUGCGGGGCCUCAACAUGGCCUCUUUCUUCUCUGCCAGCAAGGUCAUUUUGUUUAUAACCUUCACUGUGCAUGUGUUGCUGGGCAACACUAUCUCCGCCAGUCGUGUGUUUGUGACGGUGUCCCUCUACAGUGCUGUGCGCCUCACCGUCACACUCUUCUUCCCGGCGGCUGUUGAGAAGCUCUCGGAGUCUCUUGUCAGCAUCCGCAGGAUUAAGACGUUCCUGUUGCUUGAUGAGAUUGUGAAGCACAACCCAACCCUGCCUGAGACGAAGACAAAAGAGAGCUCCGUGGAGAUACAGGACCUCGUGUGCUACUGGGACAAGAGUCUGGACGCCCCGACGCUGCAGCGUGUGUCCCUCACUGUGAAGCCUGGCCAACUCCUGGCUGUCAUCGGACCAGUUGGAGCAGGAAAGUCCUCUCUACUCAGUGCCAUCUUAGGAGAGCUGCUGCCAGAUAAAGGCGUGAUAAAGGUUCAUGGUGAGCUCACAUAUGCAUCCCAGCAGCCCUGGGUUUUCCCCGGAACCAUCCGCAGCAACAUCUUGUUUGGCAAAGAGAUGCAGAAGCAGAAGUAUGAGAGGGUCUUGAGGGCCUGUGCUUUGAAGAGGGACAUGGAACUGCUCCCUCAGGGUGACCUCACCAUCAUUGGGGACAGGGGGGCUACCCUCAGUGGAGGACAGAAGGCUCGUGUCAGUCUCGCUAGGACUGUGUAUCAGGACGCUGAUGUCUAUUUGCUAGAUGAUCCUCUCAGUGCGGUGGAUGCAGAAGUCGGGAGACACCUGUUUGAGCAGUGUAUCUGUGGUAUACUAAAGAAAAGUCCUCGCAUACUGGUCACCCAUCAGCUCCAGUACCUUGAAGCAGCAGAUCAGAUCCUGGUUUUGAAAGAGGGUCACAUGGUGGCAAAAGGGACCUUUUUAGAGUUGCAGAAGUCAGGCCUAGACUUUACUUCCUUGCUUAAGAGUGAGGAAGAGGACGAGUUAACCUCAGCACUGGAUACGUCACAAGACUCCACCCUGAGAUCCGCUCGCAGCCGAACCAUCUCUCAGAACUCAUCACGCUCACAGACAUCCUCAAUGCAGUCUUUUCAAGAUAUAUCAGACAGUCUGCCGGCGGAGCAGGUUCAAACCGUCGCAGAAGAAUCUCGCUCUGAUGGUACAAUUGGAAUCCGUCUGUAUUUGAAGUAUCUGAUCGCAGGAGCAAAUAUCUUGCUUUUGCUUGGCAUUAUUCUACUCAAUAUUCUUGCUCAGGUAUCAUAUAUUCUUCAGGACUGGUGGCUAGCCUACUGGGCUGCUAAGCAGGCAGAGCUCAACGUUGCUGAUACCAUUAAUGGUAGCAUCUCCCACAUCAACACAACACAAGAACUGGAUUUAACCUUUUAUCUGAGCAUUUAUGCAGGUCUGACGGGUGCUACACUAUUGUUUGGUUUCAUGCGGAGUCUGAUCAUGUUCAACGUAUUGGUGCGUGCGGCUCAGACACUACAUAAUCGCAUGUUCAACUCUAUUCUGCGCACACCGGUGCGCUUCUUUGAUGUCAACCCAAUUGGUAGAGUCUUGAAUCGAUUCUCCAAAGAUAUUGGCCAACUGGAUUCGAUGCUACCAUGGACUUUUGUAGAUUUCAUCCAGGUGUUUUUGCAAAUUAUUGGAGUGAUUGCAGUUGCGGCCUCAGUGAUUCCCUGGAUCCUUAUCCCUGUGAUCCCUCUGCUGAUUGCAUUCAUAUUUCUCCGUCGCUACUUCCUUCAGACCUCUAGAGAUGUGAAACGACUUGAGUCUACCACUCGGAGUCCUGUGUUCUCACACCUGUCAUCAUCACUGCAGGGGCUCUGGACCAUCCGUGCCUUUAAAGCUGCGGAGCGCUUUCAGCUGGCAUUUGAUGCCCAUCAGGAUCUACACUCAGGGGCCUGGUUCCUGUUCCUGACCACCUCGCGUUGGUUUGCUGUGAGACUGGAUGGCAUCUGCGCUAUAUUUGUCACAAUCACUGCGUUUGGGAGCUUAUUGAUCCAAAACAAUACAGAGGCUGGGUCUGUGGGCUUGGCUCUCUCCUAUGCUGUCACACUGAUGGGCAUGUUCCAGUGGGGCGUCCGGCAGAGCGCCGAAGUGGAGAACAUGAUGACCUCAGUGGAGAGGGUUGUGGAGUAUACUGAACUGGAGAAUGAAGCACCGUGGGAAACAGAAAAGCGCCCUCCCCCUUCCUGGCCAUCCAAAGGGCAAAUCACAUUUGACCAGGUCAACUUCUCGUACUACCCUGAUGGACCCGUCGUUCUGAAGAACAUGACGGCUACCUUCAGGCCCAAAGAAAAGGUGGGAAUCGUUGGGAGGACCGGUGCAGGAAAGAGCUCUUUAAUAUCCGCACUCUUCCGGCUGGCGGAACCCAAGGGGAAGAUCGUGGUGGAUUCUUUACAGAUCUCUGAGUUAGGGCUGCAUGACCUGAGGCAGAAGAUGUCCAUUAUUCCUCAGGACCCCGUGCUCUUCACUGGAACCAUGAGGAAGAACCUGGACCCUUUCAGUCAGCAUUCGGACCAGGACCUGUGGAGUGCUCUAGAGGAGGUCCAACUGAAGGCGGUGGUAGAAGAAUUACCAGGGCGGCUGGAGACGGUGCUGGCCGAGUCUGGUUCAAACUUCAGCCUGGGCCAGAGGCAGCUGGUGUGUCUGGCACGUGCUAUCCUCCGCAGGAACCGCAUCCUCAUUAUCGACGAGGCCACUGCCAACGUUGACCACAAGACAGAUGAACUGAUCCAGCGAACCAUCCGAGAGAAGUUCCGAGAGUGUACUGUGCUCACCAUCGCCCACAGGCUGAACACCAUCAUUGACAGUGACCGCAUCCUGGUCAUGAAUGCAGGCCAAAUCCAUGAAUGCGAUACGCCCUACACCCUCCUGCAGAACCCAGAGAGUAUGUUCUUCAAGAUGGUUCAGCAGACGGGGAAGGCAGAGGCAGCCUAUCUGCUGCAAACAGCCAAACAGGCACACCUGAACAAGAGUCAGACCAGUCUGAGCGCACCUGAAGGACCUAAUGCAGAUGGGACUCUGAUCAUCUUUGAAACAGCGCUGUAACUGUGGACUGAGAGCAUAUCACAUCAGCAGGAGCUCAUGAGACUCUCAGCAUGCAUCAGGGGAACCCCACCCCACCGCAAUGUUUGUGCGCAAGCACGCACACACACACAGACACACACACACACACACACACACACACGCAGACACACACAGACACACAGACACACACACACACACACACACACACACACAGAGACACACAAACACAGCCACAUUGUCUGUCCGUCAGCACUGA